CCGGUUUCCCAAGACUCUUUCCGUUUUCCCCCACUGUUCCUCUUCCGUCUCUCUCUCUCUCUCCCUCACUCUCUCUCUCUCUCUCUCCGCCGCGCCGGGAACCUCCUCCGCCCCGCCGGAGCCGCCUCUCUCCGUCGUGCUCCGCCGCGUCGUCUCGGCCCCGCUCGUAGCCUCGCCAAUUCCGUCCCCGCGGUUCUCGGCGCCGGGACUCGGGAGCGACUCCUCGGAUCUCGCGCUUCGUCGGCGCCGGGAGGGUAAUGUGGGCCGCUCCUUGAUCUCCUCCUCCGCUUCCCGGCCGUCCGAUUCGCAAUUCGCGGAGGUCUCCUUGAUUCCGAGGUCGGUAUGUAAUGGUGGAAGGAAGGCCUUUCUUGUCUCAAGAGGUCAGGAAUGGGUUAGAAACUUUGAAACGCAGAAGGCUUCGGCAAUUGAAUUCUGGUUUUGCGGCUGAAGCAACUAAUAUGAUGGCUAGAAGUGGAGAAGAUGCUUUAAGAUCUUCUGCGUCUUGCGGAGCAAGAUUGCAUGGAAAUGCUCAGGCGUCCUCUCGAGGCGAUGGUCAUAAUUUUCCUAAGCAGAAGUUAAAAAAGUUUGAUAUGUCUAACCUAGAAUGGAUCGGGAAGAUACCAGACUGUCCUGUUUUCUGCCCCUCAAAGGAUGAGUUUGAGGAUCCUUUGAGUUAUAUCCAGGAAAUCGCUCCUGUUGCAUCAAACUAUGGUAUGUGUAAGAUCAUCUCCCCUAUAAGCGCCUCUGUACCUGCUGGUGUAGUGUUGAUGAAGGAGCAAGCUGGAUUUAAGUUUACUACUAGAGUGCAACCUCUCCGUCUUGCUGAGUGGGCUAUGGAUGACAUGGUCACCUUUUUCCUGAGUGGAAGAAAAUAUACUUUCCGAGACUUUGAGAAGAUGGCAAACAAAGUAUUUUCUCGAAGAUAUUCUAGUUCGGGCUGCCUCCCGGCUACCUAUUUGGAAGAAGAAUUUUGGCAUGAAAUUGCUUUUGGCAACACAGAGUUUGUUGAGUAUGCUUGUGAUAUUGAUGGCAGUGCAUUCUCGUCUUCUCCUAUGGAUCAACUUGGGAAAAGCAGAUGUAAUUUGAAGAGGUUUUCUCGGCUACCUAAAUCUACCUUGCGUCUUCUUCAAAGAGAAAUUCCAGGAGUAACUGAUCCGAUGCUUUAUAUUGGGAUGCUCUUUAGUAUGUUUGCCUGGCAUGUGGAAGAUCACUAUCUAUAUAGCAUUAAUUAUCAUCACUGUGGAGCAUUUAAAACAUGGUAUGGAAUUCCAGGCCAUGCAGCUCUAGCCUUUGAGAAGGUAGUUCAGGAACAUGUAUAUGAACGCGAAAUAUUACCUUGUGAAGGUGAGGAUGCAGCAUUUGAUGUACUUCUCGGGAAGACUACAAUGUUUCCCCCAAACAUUCUGUUAGAACAUGGUGUUCCAGUUUAUAAAGCUGUGCAAAAACCAGGGGAGUUUGUCAUCACUUUUCCUCGAGCUUAUCAUGCUGGCUUCAGUCAUGGAUUUAACUGUGGUGAGGCAGUGAAUUUUGCUAUUGGUGAUUGGUUUCCUCUAGGAGCUGUUGCUAGUGACCGCUAUGCACUUCUUAACAGGAUACCGCUGCUUUCUCAUGAGGAACUCCUUUGUAAGGAAGCAAUGAUUCUCUCUCAGAAGUCAUCAAAGCUUGAUUCUAAUGAUCCGUCUCUAUUAACUGAUAAUUUAUCCUCCCACCGUUCAAUCAAAGUUUCUUUUGUUCGCUUAAUGCGGUUGCAGCACCGUGCUAGGUGGUUGCUAACGAAAAUGGGCGCUCAUAUAUGCUAUACUGAUGAUGUUCAUUCAGCUGUACUAUGUAGCAUUUGUAGGCGUGACUGCUAUAUUGUUCAUAUGAAGUGUAACUGCUAUGAUGAUGCCAUUUGCCUUUAUCAUGAGCGAGAGCUUAGGAGCUGUUCCUGCGAUUAUAGUCGUAUUGUGUUUGUAAGGAGCAACAUUUUGGAACUAGAAUCUCUAUCUAAGAAGUUUGAGCUGGAAGAUGGCAUACUAGAGGAAGUUCAAAAGCAAGCAAGUCAAGGAAAUGGCUCAUGUCAACAGGCUAGCUUGUUCGAUUUUACUGAGAAUGAUGGAUACUAUCCAUAUUGUGAGAUGGAAACAGUAGCAACUGCUGGAGCUGAUAAUAUUUCUCAAAGAAUGUGCAUCAAAUAUGAUUUAGAAAAGCGGCCUCCCUUAGCGUUUCUAGAGCAAGAUGAGCAUGAUUCAUUCCAUAAUGAUGAUUAUGCAGAUUCUAGCAGGCAAGAGCUACAGCAUUCCGAUAGGGCAUCAGUAUGUACACAUGAGUCGGUGAAAAUAAAUUCGUCAGGCAAUCCCAUAAUUGUUGACCAAACUUGCUUUCAUGAUACUUGCGUAAUGCAAGAUAGUGAUUCUGACUCAGAAGUAUUUAUAGUUAAACGCAGAUCCAUCAUGAAUGCAGGCAGAAGAUCAGUGGAUGAUUCAAAAUUUCCUGAGAACCAGGUUCUGAAACGACUGAAGAAGGUCGAUCCGGAAGCAAGACGGGUCCAUAUGCCAUCAUCAGAAUUGAUCAAUUAUUUUGGGGAUACACAUAGUGGAGUGCUCCCAAUAUCCGUGAAGAAUAAGCAACAGUUGGAUGCAAAGCGUGCAAAAGAAGAUGAGACUCUGAAACUAAGCCUAAAUGCAAAUAGUGACAUUCUUCAAUUUAACUCAACGGAUAUACGUAGGGAAUCAUUAUCUAUUACGGAGCACGAGCGAAAGCGCUUGAGAUUCCGGGGGCCCUCCGUUCAAGUGGACGAUGACUGAAUCAUUGGGCAUGCCGACCGUCGCUAACCACAGAAAAUUGUUUUAACUACACUCUAACAAUAGUGGUACGCAGAAGAGGCUCAAAUUGACUGAUUAACUAAACUGAGUUCUGGAACAAAUUGAUUCUCCCAGUCGAUUUUUUUGUGCAGGCCUCAAAUUGAGGCGCUAGCAUGACUCCAUUCUUGUAGGUUAGCUUUCCACUCCUGAGAGAGGUCAGUCUCUGCUACCCACGCUUCCAAUUUAUUUAAUUCUUUGCACAGUUAGUCCUGUACUCUCAGCUGUUUAGAAUAACAAAUGUAAUUGAAAAUGUACAAUCUUGUUAGAUAUAUCUGCAUGAGCUGAUUACUUGUUAAGAUGUCUCUCUACAUGCCAUUAAAUGCUCUGCACCUGUAGAGACUGGAGAGUGCUUAUCUUUUACGAUUUUUUGGUUUGA
This is a messenger RNA of Ananas comosus (pineapple), 3219 nucleotides long. RefSeq names its product lysine-specific demethylase JMJ706-like. Lineage: Eukaryota; Viridiplantae; Streptophyta; Magnoliopsida; Poales; Bromeliaceae. Gene Ontology annotation, cellular component: nucleus. Gene Ontology annotation, biological process: chromatin remodeling. The transcript has 11 exons. The coding region runs from base 348 to 2786 and encodes 812 amino acids. Gene Ontology annotation, molecular function: histone demethylase activity. The record is from RefSeq and is a predicted model, not a curated record.